This is a messenger RNA of Phytophthora sojae, 648 nucleotides long. RefSeq lists its product as hypothetical. Bases 1 to 648 code for a protein of 215 amino acids. Lineage: Eukaryota; Oomycota; Peronosporomycetes; Peronosporales; Peronosporaceae. The transcript has a single exon. The record is from RefSeq and is a predicted model, not a curated record.
AUGCGUCUCAGCAUCUUCCUCGUGGUGCUAGUCGUUGCCACCUUCUCCGUUCUUGUGAGCGCAAAGAAGGCCAACACCGUUCGCCACCUGAAGGGAACGCAGACCGACGACCUCAUCGCCGAGGAUGAAGAGAGAGGCGUGUGGGACGGCCUUCUCACGAAGAUGAAGGCUAAUGGCUUGAUCGGUGGUGUUGAAAAGGGCGCUGCUAACGCUGCUGCCGCCGCCAACGUCGCCGCCGCCGCCGCUAAUACUGGCAAUAGAUGGCAGAGUACGGUAAAAAAGGCGAAGGACGCGGAGAAUAUUAAGAAUGCCGAGGGUCAGACUACUGCCGCUGCUGCAGCUGCCGCCGCCGCUGGCACAGGCAACAAGUGGCAGACGGCCAAGAAGGCGAAGGAGUUGGAGGAUAUUAAGAGUGUCGAAGGCCAUACUACUGCUGCCGCCACUGCCGUUGCGAAGAACUGGGAUAAUGUCGCUAAGGCUGUCGAGUCCGGGACUCACCUGAAGAAGGUGGAUACCACGAACAGCAUGUGGAACACCGCGUUCGCCAAAUACAAGAGCCCCCAGCGGCUCAAGGAUCUUACCGAGGCCCAGGCUGUGCAGAUCACGAAGACCGCUGCCAAGGAAGUAGCGAAGAAUCCCUCCAAGUGA